AAAGAGAGCAAACCCCCAAAAAUCUGUGCUUCCUGUAGCCUCCAUAGCCAAAAUUUGAAUACUUUUGAUCAGUACUCAUUGAAACAGAGCACAGUAUGUUUCCUUCACAACGAGGCAAUGAGAUGGUUAUCGAAUUUUCUAGCCGUCCCCACCACCAUCAGCAGCAGCAGAAAAUCUCAGAGGAUCUCAUUGUGGACGGCCAUGCUCAUGCUUCUCUGGAUAUGAUCAAUUUUUCGGAUAAAAAAUUACAAGCUGGUACUGGCAAGCCGAAGAAGCUACUUUAUGAGUCUUCUCAGGAUAAGAUUAGCCACUAUCGAAAUUCUGAUGACGAAUACAAGAAGAAGAACGAAAAGCUCAUUCACAGGGAGAUUGAGAGGCAAAGAAGGCAAGAAAUGGCCACCCUCUAUGCAUCCCUUAGAUCUCUUCUCCCACUCGAGUUCAUCAAGGGAAAGCGUUCGAUAUCAGAUCACAUGAAUGAGGCCAAGAACUACAUAAAGCACCUGCAAAAGAAUAUCAAAGAACUGAGUGCCAAGAGAGACGAACUGAAGAAAAUAUCGGAGAAUUCUUCGAAUCCAGAAACACACGAGUGCGAAAAUUACACAUAUAGCGGCUUUUUCAGCGUUCACGAGAUUAAUAACAAUGUUUGUGUCGGAAUAGAAGUUUCUAGUUCCUUCGGAGACGAAAGGUUUUCCCUUUCAAAAUUGCUUAAACUGAUGCUUGACGAAGGACUUGGAGUUGUUAACUGUGUUACCAGCCAAGUCAACGGAAGAUUAAUUUACAGUGUUCAGUGUGAGGUUAUUAGCAGUUCCGACCGUGUAGACCUGCCUGCGCUGAGAAGGAAAAUUGUCAAUCUAGUCCCAUCGUUUAAAUGUUCUGAUUAAUUAGCCAUACGUUAACAUUAAUUUGGGCAUUGACAAGAAACGCAUGAUAAUUUGUCCUUUUCUAACCGGUUAGUUAGUAGUUUCGAUGUUGGGGUGAUUUUGCUUGAAAUGUUUGACGUGGCCUUGGUUUUGAUUCAGAUCCUUCUUUUUUCUGAACAAUGAGAGGGAAAUAAGAGGAAAACAUUUCAUUCAUUACAGGGCUUACCCGCAGUUUUUCUCAGACAGAUUGUGACGAUUGAAUUUCCGACUUUGUUGAUAUUUAAAUCGGUACAUUUAUGUGUUUUUAUAACUUCACAGCGUUGGUACAGUCACGAAUAAAACUGUCUUGUUAAAUUA
Molecule: messenger RNA, 1217 nt
Organism: Neltuma alba
Lineage: Eukaryota; Viridiplantae; Streptophyta; Magnoliopsida; Fabales; Fabaceae
Product: transcription factor bHLH36-like
Exons: 3
Coding region: 96-881 (261 amino acids)
Biological process (GO): regulation of transcription by RNA polymerase II
Cellular component (GO): RNA polymerase II transcription regulator complex
Molecular function (GO): RNA polymerase II transcription regulatory region sequence-specific DNA binding; protein dimerization activity; DNA-binding transcription factor activity, RNA polymerase II-specific
Source: RefSeq, a predicted model, not a curated record